Vicia villosa (hairy vetch) is the source of this 1455-nucleotide messenger RNA. Its product is annotated as AT-hook motif nuclear-localized protein 20-like. Bases 204 to 1172 code for a protein of 322 amino acids. Gene Ontology annotation, molecular function: minor groove of adenine-thymine-rich DNA binding; DNA-binding transcription factor activity. The transcript is spliced from 2 exons. Lineage: Eukaryota; Viridiplantae; Streptophyta; Magnoliopsida; Fabales; Fabaceae. The record is from RefSeq and is a predicted model, not a curated record. Gene Ontology annotation, cellular component: nucleus.
ACACACAAACACAAAAUCUGUUUUUGCUUGUAAGUCAAAGAAAACAACCGUACACUAUCUAUACACACAAAUACACAAACCAUUGUACCCUCAAAUACUCAUCAAACCUUCUUCUUACCUUUUUUACAAAACAUCCAAAAAAACAUCUCAAGUUUUUCAACUAGAUCUUGUUUUUCUCUUGUGGUUUAGCUUCAACGAGAAAGAUGGCGAAUCGGUGGUGGGAUGGAAGACAACCGGAAGCAAACCCGAACCCGGUUGAAGGUUCGAACCAAACCGGUUCGAACCGGAUUGUGUCACGAAGGGAGCAAGAGUUCAUGGAAAGCAACACCAACAACAACAGUAACAGUAACAUUACUCCAACGAUGAGCAACAACAGCACCGUCAACGUUAACGGAGAAGACAAUGACCGUGACGGCGAUGACCAGAACACCGGAAGUGGCCGCCGUCCCCGCGGCCGACCUCCAGGUUCGAAGAACAAACCGAAGCCUCCGGUGGUGAUAACCAAAGAAACACCAAACGCGCUUCGUAGCCACAUCCUGGAAAUCUCCAGCGGAAGCGAUGUUGCUGAGAGUAUUUCCACUUUUGCUAACCGUCGUCACCGCGGUGUUUCGGUUCUCAGCGGCACCGGCGUUGUUACCAAUGUGACUCUCCGGCAACCAACUGCUCCGGGAGGUAUCAUUGCUCUUCAAGGGAGGUAUGACAUUCUGUCACUCUCUGGAGCUUUUUUGCCUCCGCCGUCUCCACCGGAGGCGACCGGGCUGACGGUCUAUCUCGCCGGAGUUCAAGGGCAGGUGAUUGGAGGAUUGGUGGUCGGGGCGCUGGUUGCGGCGGGGCCGGUGAUGGUUGUUGCUGCCACUUUUGCUAAUGCUACUUAUGAGAGGUUGCCACUGGAAGAUGAACAAGGAGAAGAGGAAAACAUGGAACAAGAGGUUAAUAAUAAUAAUACUCGGAACAUUAUUAACAACAAUGAUGCUGGUGCUGGUGGUUCGGGUUCGGUUUCUCUGUCUGUUUCUGGUUCAGCUAGUGGAAGUGGUGCAACAUCUCAUGGAUUAGGAGAAUUCAAUUUGAAUCCAAAUUUGAUGAAUGGUGGUGGGCACAAUGUGGGACAUGGACACGGGCACGGACACGGACAUGAUAUGUUUUGGCGUCCACCUCCUCCACCACCUUAUUGAGAUUUGGGUUUGAGGUUGCUACAUUACACUAAUACUUGUUUACUUUUAUGUGAUCAAGUUUUGAGUGUUUUGUUGUAAUAUCAUGUUGUUGUUCUAGCUAGCUAGCAAGCCAGUUUAGGAUGUUUUGGUUUGGUUUGGUUUCGGUUUCGAUUUUACUACUACAAAGACUCCCUCCUUAAUUCCCAUAAUUUUGUCUUCCACUUUGUAGUAGUUUUUCAAUGUUAUCUUGGGAAUUUUAUAUGUUCAUUACAGUUAAUAAUAACAAAUGGAUUUUGUUUGGGAA